CCUGUAUUUUGUAGGUAUGCAAAAAUUACGGAAUUCUUCUUUUUCUCAAUAAUCUCAAACAAAUUUACUCAAAAUGUUUUAAAUUUGGUUACUUUAAAGUAUAUUUGAUCACCUUAUGUUGAUAUUUCAUUGAAAACACAGAUCUACUAGGCAAAUAAUUAAAUUGAUUGCUUUUAGGUUACCUACUCUUCAUAUGUAUUAAUUUUCAGGUUUCCAGUAUGGGGGCUUACAAAUACGUGCAAGAGCUGUAUCGCAAGAAGCAAAGCGAUGUCCUUAGGUUCUUACUUAGAAUUAGAGUAUGGCAAUACCGUCAACUGACCAAGUUGCAUAGAGCCCCCAGGCCUAGCCGCCCGGAUAAGGCACGAAGAUUGGGCUACAGAGCUAAACAAGGGUAUGUAAUCUACCGCAUUAGGGUACGACGUGGAGGUCGCAAGCGCCCAGUACCAAAAGGAGCAACUUAUGGCAAACCAAAAAGUCAUGGAGUUAAUGAAUUAAAACCUGUGCGUAACUUGCAAUCUAUUGCUGAGGAACGUGUUGGCAGAAGGUGUGGUGGUUUGAGGGUUCUGAACUCAUAUUGGGUAGGACAAGACUCUUCAUAUAAAUAUUAUGAAGUUAUCUGUGUGGAUCCUGCACAUAAUGCUAUUCGUCGCGAUCCUAAAAUCAACUGGUUGGUCAAUGCUGUCCACAAACACCGUGAAUUACGCGGCAAAACAUCUGCUGGCAAAUCGUCGCGUGGUUUGGGCAAGGGUCACCGCUACUCGCAAACCAAGGGUGGAUCCCAGAGGGCAGCAUGGCUGCGCAGAAACAGCCUCCAGCUGCGCAGGAAGCGUUAAAUGUGUUCUGCUAUAUUUUUGUUUUAUAAUAAAGACUAUGUUGUAAGGAGAA
Molecule: messenger RNA, 885 nt
Organism: Acanthoscelides obtectus
Lineage: Eukaryota; Metazoa; Arthropoda; Insecta; Coleoptera; Chrysomelidae
Source: the annotation of a GenBank genome assembly